GGGGAGCGGCCGAGGAGUCGUGGGGGCGCCGGGCGGGAGUACAGGACCCACUGGAGCCAGGAAGAAGUGCCUGGCGCACUGGGGACGCUUCUGACACCCGGCUGGCCAAGGGGCUGAGGGUGUCCCAGAACGGGGAGUAUAAGCGGGGCGCAGAGGGGUCGCAGGUGACUCCGGGGCGAGGCCGGGGGGGGGGGGUUCGAGGGGAGCCUGGCUGGAGGACAGAGGCUGCCCAGGAGCGCGGAGGAUGAGGGGCAGGGCAUGGGAGUCGUGGAGGUGACUUCGGUUCAGCGGGGCCCAGGCCUGGAAAUCUGCGAGGGUCCCUUGGAGACGAAGCCUCUGCUAGGCCCUGCUCCCGGCGGCAGAGUCCACCCACCACGCCCAAGAGAACCCAGGCGCACGUCGGCACUACUGUGCCCAAACCAUGCCGGGUUACUUUGUAUUUGGAGGAGCAAUUUGGUAAAAUCACAGAGGAGCUUCCAUGCUGUUUUUCUCCUGCCUGGCCUCGGAAAGGAAAAUGGUUCAGGCGGGGUUUCCUGUGGUUCCCGCUGCAGGACUCUGUCUCGGAGGAGAAGCAGAACGGUUUCUCUGUUCCAGGGGGCGGUGUGCAGCUCUCCACAGUAAAAACCACUCUGCCCCCAAAGCCGCUAGGGCCCAUAUAAUGCCAGCAUUCAAUGAGCAACCUUCGGAUGCAUCUCCAUCAGCCCUGGAAUGUGCUCGAAGACCCGAAUAUCUGACCAGGCGUUCGUGACGCUGGCCACCAACGACAUCUACUGCCAGGGUGCGCUGGUUCUGGGACAGUCACUGAGGAACCAGCGUGCGACCAGGAAGCUGGUGGUGCUUAUCACCCCGCAGGUGUCCAGCCUGCUCAGGGUUAUCCUCACGAAGGUGUUUGAUGAGGUAAUUGAGGUGAACCUGAUCGACAGUGCAGACUACAUCCACCUGGCCUUUCUGAAGAGGCCUGAGCUUGGGGUCACCCUCACCAAGCUUCACUGUUGGACCCUCACCCAUUAUAGCAAGUGUGUCUUCCUAGAUGCAGAUACUCUGGUGCUAUCCAAUAUCGAUGAGCUGUUUGAUAGGACAGAGUUUUCUGCAGCCCCCGAUCCCGGAUGGCCGGACUGCUUCAAUAGUGGCGUAUUUGUCUUCCAGCCGUCGCUGGAGACCCAUGGCCUCUUGCUGCAGCAUGCCACCGACCACGGCAGCUUUGAUGGGGCAGAUCAAGGCUUAUUGAAUAGCUUCUUCAGCAGCUGGUCAACGGCAGAUAUCCACAAGCACUUACCGUUCAUCUAUAACUUGAGCAGUAACAAUGCAUACACCUACAGCCCUGCUUUCAAACGAUUCGGUUCAAGUGUGAAGGUAGUCCACUUUUUGGGGCCCACAAAGCCAUGGAACUACAAGUACAACCCCCAGAUGGAGGGCUCCGGGUUGGCCAACCAGCACCAGGCGUCCUUCCUUAACCUCUGGUGGAAAAUCUACCAGCACAGCGUCCUGCCUCUUUACGGAAGCUUCCGGGAUGAGGAAGAACACGCAUCUCCAGGACACUCCGCUGGCAUCGGGGAGCCAUGUGCAAAGCCAGCGGUGGGGUCCAGCCACCCUUGGCCUGCUGAGGGCCCUUCAGAGCAGACCAUGGUCACAGACGACACCCCACCCUCACCCAAGGGAUGCCAUUCGGAAGAUACAAUAGGGUGGCCUGAACUUGAGACAUCCGCUGGAGUGAGGUGUGACCCAUUGUCACCACCCUCCCCCCAAUGUACAGACUCCUCAGGGACCCAGACCACCUCGCAGCCCAUGGAUAAAGGAGAAGGUGACCCAUCUGUGGAAAUCUUGGAACCAAGCCAGGAGCCCCCUGUGGAUGUCACCGGGGACUCCAGUCCUCAGGAUGCUUUGGAGGUUGACCUGGCCAUGUCUGUUUAUGAAAUUUCCAUCGAAGAGAAGGUCAAGGAGCCGAGUCCCGAGGAAGAGAGGAGAAAAUGGGAGGAGGGACGCAUCGAUUACAUGGGGAAGGAUGCAUUCGCCCGCAUCCAGGAGAAGUUGGACCGGUUUCUGCAGUAACCCCAGGGGUCGCAUUGCGCCGUGUGUGGUUAGGCAAUAUUCUGCUGCAUGGUCCCGCGAACGCGGACAUCUGCAGGCCCUUCGAAGGGAACAGGUGUUCAACUAUGUGCCUCUGUUUAUGGCUGACCAACUUGGGUGCCUCACAAAAAUAAUGUAGACCAUAAAAAACCCAGCUUAAAGCCCUCUACCCCCCUGCCCUGCUUAUCCAAGCUACCCAUGCCUUCUUGGCUCCUCUGAGAUGUCAGUUCUUCUCAGCAAAUGGGAGCAAGGAUAAACUUCUGGUAGACCCUUGAUCAUGCUCUCUGGUCUUGCUCCAAGGAGCUCUGGGAUGCUGCCUUGGUCAGGUGCUACCAUCUCUAUCCCACGUAGGGUUAGACAUCACUGCAGAUUCUCUUCUGCCCCUAAGCUAAUGACAGCGGCAUAUGUAUACAGGACCUCAGGAAGCCUCGACGAUGGAAAGUCCUUCCCUUGAGGACUAGGUAGACGUUCAGACGUCUUGAGGGAGACUCUCACGUAGACUUCACGGAGCAUGUCUGAGCAACACCACAGGUGUUGCUUCUCUUCUGCAAAUCCUGGUGGGGCUGCCAAGUGCUGUUGGCGGAUGCCCGACUUGGGAAAUGCUGGAGGUAAUGUGGAAGGGAGAUUCUAGCUGGCUUGGGGGAUGGAACGUCUUCUUGGUUGGGGAGCACUGAGGGUUUACCCCGGGUGGUUCUGAUGACACCUCACUCACGCUGACAGGAUCUGGAGAGGCUCUUUGUGUAGAGGCAGAUCUGUCUGCAGUCCGUCACAACUGACUGUGCUCUGCUGGAUAUCACUACCUCAGUGCUAAAUAACGAGUCGAGCCACUGUGUUCUCCAGACCAUUUCAAUGCAGCUGUUUUGGGGAGAAAUCUCAGUUUUAUGAGACUGGAUGCUUUAUUCUAUGAGAAGUCCUCAUCUUCAGAAGUAUCCUCGUUUUGUGAAUUGACGCAGUAUGUUGGAACAGCUCUGACCGGGUCACUGCGUGUGGCCACCACCUAAAAAUGGGCACCACCGCGCUAAAGAGAGGGAAAUGUGAUUUCUUAAAAGUUAGGAUGGUUUGUUUAUCAUGCACGUACUGUGGAACAUCAGAGGGUUUCCUACAGACAGGUUUGGACCACGUGGUGGUGGCUAUGCUAUAACUUGGCGGGUGUGUUUGGCCAUGUUUUACAUCCUGUCAAGCAGGUGAGCCCUUGGGUGGAGGAGUGUGGGGAAGUGCAUGAUGUUAGUUGUGGUCUGAGCUUUUGCAAGACGUGAGUUACCGGGGGGUUGUUUCCUUUAUGUCUGGGUGGCUAAUGGUCCGCAGUCUUGGUUGGGCAUCGCACAUACGAAGCUUCUGGAGCUAAGUGAAGAUAGCCCUAUGGAUAUAGCCUUACAGGGAUUGAGUUGGGAUGGUAAUCAACCAUUAGAGUAACACUAUAAACUUGUUCUGGGGAAAGACCGUGGGUGCUGGGUGCCCUGGUGUUGGGUUAUGAAAAACAGGAGCCCGAGUCUGACAUACUUGAGAAGGAGGAGUCUGGUGAUGAAUAUUUGAGUCUGGUUCAGCUUCUGUGCGGAAGAGAACUCCUGUUUCUGGACAGUGGUUUAAUGGCUUAAGGUGUCUGUUCAACACAGACUUCUGUUACGCAUUCUGGUCUAUAUCUUUGAUUUGAAUGGAUGCUAAUGCACUUCAAUUAAAAAUUUAAAACAGCAA
Zalophus californianus (California sea lion) is the source of this 3759-nucleotide messenger RNA. It is a transcript of the gene GYG2, whose product is annotated as glycogenin 2. Gene Ontology annotation, molecular function: glycosyltransferase activity. Bases 709 to 2049 code for a protein of 446 amino acids. NCBI's taxonomy places the organism in Eukaryota, Metazoa, Chordata, Mammalia, Carnivora, Otariidae. The record is from RefSeq and is a predicted model, not a curated record. Gene Ontology annotation, cellular component: cytoplasm. The transcript is spliced from 12 exons.